ACCCUAACUUAUCUCGUUUCCUCCCAACCCUAGAUUCCUCCACUCUAGAUUUUGUCUCACGCCCUGACCACAGCACCUUACCUUGGCCUCCUCUAACUCGAGGUUUCGGGCUUCACUGCUGCGACUUUCGAGUUCGCUCCAGCUUCUUCGUUGCCAGUUGCUUGCAGCCGGUUAGUCCAUCCGUCCGCUAAGCCAUGGCCACCAUCUGCGGCCAGUCCGUACUCGGCGCCGUGACUUCCGCUGGCUUUGCUGGCCGUCAAAGCCUUCAGGCACAACGCGGCGAGGCUCGCGUGGUGUGCAAGAAGGAGGGCAUCCACCCGAAGUUCUACAAGGAGGCUAAAGUGUUCUGCAAUGGCGAGGAGGUGAUGACCACCAUGGGCACGCAGGAGAAAUACGUCGUCGACGUCUGGUCAGGUAACCACCCGCUGUUCCAGGGCAGCAAGAACACGCUUCUCACGGAGGCUGGCCGCGUGGACAAGUUCAACCAGCGGUACGGCGCGCUGGGCACCAUGUCCAAGAUCCCCAUCCUCGAUAAGGGCGAAAUCGUUAUUGUUAAGAAGUCCAAGGCUCCGGCCAAGAAGGGUGGCAGGAGAUGAGCGGCUGUGGGUUGGGAUUAGAAGAACGGAGGGGAUUUACUUCAAUAGGGGAUGGAUGGAAAUGGAAAUGCAAGCUGGACAGCACAGGCUAGACUCUGGGCAUGUUUGGGUGCUUCUUGGUGUCGAUCGUCCGUUACGGUGGGGCUUGUAUUGUUUUUCUACAUAUAUGUUCCACUGGCUUCGGUUAAAACGAAGAUGCUUGCAUAAGGUGAAUAAUUUCUCUCAUGAAGUUGAAUCAGACUCGCACGAUACAGUGUGGUGCAACUGUUUAAAA
Closterium sp. NIES-67 is the source of this 870-nucleotide messenger RNA. Lineage: Eukaryota; Viridiplantae; Streptophyta; Zygnematophyceae; Desmidiales; Closteriaceae. The record is from the annotation of a GenBank genome assembly.